Molecule: messenger RNA, 624 nt
Organism: Boeremia exigua
Lineage: Eukaryota; Fungi; Ascomycota; Dothideomycetes; Pleosporales; Didymellaceae
Exons: 3
Coding region: 172-555 (127 amino acids)
Source: RefSeq, a predicted model, not a curated record
CGUGUGGCUUGUUCUAGCGCUAUAAUGAGUAUAUAUGUGGAGGUAGAAGAGGCUAGACGACCACAGAAAUGGGUUGUCAGAAACCGACUCGGUGAAGCUCGAGGCUGAACGAGGCUUGUCAAGAAGGGUGGGGCCGCCCCGCAAGUCCACCAUCGAACAGCCAGCCACCACAUGAAUUUCUGCGGCAACAGUUUGUUUCCACGCGGUCUGUUUGUUUUGGCGCAAACCUUGCUUGUGCUAUUUUUUGCUGUCACAAACAUUCGCAUCCGGGCAUUCGUCACUCAGCCUGGUCGGCAGCGCAUGUCUGAAUCACACGUGGUGGGGGUGUAUUCCGGCCAACGAUCACCUAUCAGCCUUGCAUGGUACCAGAGAUUCGUCACCGCUAAGAUGCACCGGUGUGGGGGCAGUAGUCAGUCGUUCGUUCCAAUAGUCCGGUCACAGGUUAAGCGGUUGACGGUGACGCCGACUGUGUGGUAUAGCUCGAACGUGCUCUACAUAUCGCGAUCAAACAUCAGUGAUGAUCUACCAUGGUACAUCCGUACUGGGGUGCAGUAGCCUGCUGCGGAAGCCUGAUGAGAUCGCUGGAUUGUAGUGGUGGUAAACAUCCGCCCACAACUGUCAGAC